Messenger RNA from Aricia agestis (brown argus), 779 nucleotides. Its product is annotated as translocon-associated protein subunit gamma. The record is from RefSeq and is a predicted model, not a curated record. The transcript has 4 exons. Lineage: Eukaryota; Metazoa; Arthropoda; Insecta; Lepidoptera; Lycaenidae. The coding region runs from base 127 to 681 and encodes 184 amino acids. Gene Ontology annotation, cellular component: membrane; endoplasmic reticulum. Gene Ontology annotation, biological process: SRP-dependent cotranslational protein targeting to membrane.
AUCGAAAUUGGACAGAUUUCAGCUAUUCGAAACCGAUUCGUGGCUUCAUUUACGGAUUGAAGAGCUUGAAUAUAGUGAAAUAACUGCUAGUAAUUUGUGUUUGUGAGUGAAAGCAUACAUUUUAAAAUGAUUGGUAAAGCAAACAUCAAAGCUUUCACGAAGGAAGAGGAGUUGCUGCUGCAAGAUUUUAGUCGGAACGUCUCCACAAAAUCUUCGGCCUUAUUUUAUGGAAAUGCUUUCAUCGUAUCGGCGAUUCCAAUCUGGCUCUUCUGGAGGGUUCAUGCUUUAGAGAUUAGUACGUCUCUGGCCUGGUUCGUACUAGUGACCGCUGUCAGUACAUGGCUCCUGGCUCUCGCGUACCGCAACACCAAGUUCCAGCUGAAGCACCGCGUCGCCGUGCGUCGAGAGGAUGCCGUCGCUAGAGAGAUGAGCAGGAAACUGGCCGACGAGAAGAAAAUGAGCAGAAAAGAGAAAGAUGAAAGAAUUCUGUGGAAGAAGAAUGAGGUGGCAGACUAUGAAGCAACAACCUUCUCAAUUUUCUACAACAAUGCUCUGUUCCUGACUAUUGUUAUCUUAAGCAGCUUCUACCUGCUCCGGUCCUUCACACCAACUGUUAACUACAUUGUAUCUCUGUCUGCGGCCUCGGGACUCCUGGCGCUACUCUCCACCGGCACCAAGUGAACCAAACUGACUGAGUGUGAGUGAAGGAGUGUCUAUAUUGUUAAUUUAUUAGAAGUAAUUUUUUUAUUGUGAAUUUAUGGUUAAGUAAAAUAAAACAA